Messenger RNA from Coregonus clupeaformis (lake whitefish), 8131 nucleotides. RefSeq names its product SAM and SH3 domain-containing protein 1-like. The transcript is spliced from 20 exons. Bases 939 to 5639 code for a protein of 1566 amino acids. The record is from RefSeq and is a predicted model, not a curated record. Gene Ontology annotation, molecular function: protein binding. NCBI's taxonomy places the organism in Eukaryota, Metazoa, Chordata, Actinopteri, Salmoniformes, Salmonidae.
AGUAAGAGAGAGACGUGAAUCAAACUAGCAACGAGACUGCUCAUUUAAACUGUAUGAAAGGCAGAUGGAAUGCGCUCUCGGGAGCGUCUUUCUCUGCCUCUCGUGGUAAACUUUGGACUCUGUGUGGGGACUCGUUGACCGUGACAGGUUGUAAAGAAGGAAUUCCAUCACUAUUUUUAAAGUCACACGCGGAUCUGGGGGUGUGGAGGGCUCGAGCACAGACCAUUUGGCUCGUGGAACACCACAUUGAAAGUGAUUUAGGCUAUGUGGAUUGUUUUACCGCUCUACCUGCUUGCAGUGCCCGAGUAUACCCAAAACAUUUGGACACAACACGGUCCGUGCGGUCGCGCUCAUUGGUACGGGAUUACUUUGAUUUCAAAUUAUAUUUUCUGUCAAUUUCCCUCAGUGGAAAAGCCUACGGCAACACUUUCUAAUCCGACUGCCUGGAACAAUUCUUUGUUUUAACUAAUCAUUUUCUCUGUGCCUAAAGCUAUUGUUUAUGGUGACCACUUGUGAGCCAGGCAUGUCAAUAUGGGCGAGUAACAUCGAUGGCGAAAUGACAUCGAGGAUUUAACAGCUGUCACCGUAGCCACUGAAAUCAUAUCCUGCAAAUUUUGGCAGGUGGAUAUCAGCCUACUUCUUUUCACUGACCCUUUUCAACAGACGGGUUCAUUGGAUAUAGCACAGGGAUCUUCCAUAUUCCCUAAAAUAAAUAAUAGGAUUUUGAACUGCAUACAGUUUAUUGGGAUUGAGUCAUGGAUUACAACACUUGCAUUGUCCUUUCUUCGUGUGUUCCGGAAGCUUAGACCGCAUUAUUUGCGAACAGAUUUGGCGAUUUUAAUUUGCAUUUAACAAUGAGAUUUAAAAUCCGUUUGGGGAAGUAAUUUUUGGUUAAGUCUUCUGUUCUGCAUUCUCUACAUUACUUACAACACCCAAACAUGACAAGCACCGGACCUGUUAUCGUGUUUGAGUGGCUGAAGACCCUCCAGCUCUCUCAGUAUGUGGAGUCCUUCGUGGAUAACGGCUACGAUGAUCUGGAAGUUUGCAAACAAAUUGGGGACCCCGACCUGGAUGCUAUCGGUGUCUACAUACCGCACCACCGGCAACGGAUCCACGACGCGGUGCAAAGGCUGAAAGACGAGGAUAAGGAAACGGCGGCGGGGCUGUAUUUUACGCUUGAGCCGAUGCCCCCCGCGUCCGAAAUGUAUGCCAGCCAUCUGGUGGACCAGUACGAGUCCAAACUGCGGUCUUCCAAGUCUUGGACCGAACCGAACAGUGACCGGGUGGGGAGAAAUGGGGGCGCGUAUCUGGGCGCACAGAGGAACCUGACGCUUGGCAAGCGGAGGGAGUUGGUGAUUUACCCCAAACUGAAGCUGAAGAUCAUGAUUAGAGAUAAACUAAUCAAAGAUGGAGUCAACCUCGCCAGGCCGCCGUACUCAAACAAGGAUGGUUCUCUGGGGAACAUUGAUGACCUGGCCCAGGAGUACUCAGAGUACUGCAACACCUCCUUCAGUGACGUCAGCGACCGCAUGGAGGAGCUACGCAAGAGACGUGUGUCCCAGGAUCUCGACAUGGAGAAUGUUGACACAAGCUCCACCUCCCUGCAGCUUCGCUCAGAGAUCCAAGAGUCCCUUGGCUUCAGCAGUGAAGUGUCCACCCCAGAGACAGAGAGAAAGAUGUCUCUGCACAAGUCCAGCUCUGAAGAUGGAGCUAAAUGGGACAAUAAGAAGAAGAACAAAUCCUUCUGGCAGAAUUUUCGCAAGACGUCGCAGAAGGGAGUCAUGCGGCAGAUGUCGAAAGGAGAGGACAUAGGCUAUGUGGCCAGUGAGAUCACCAUGAGUGACGAAGAGCGCAUCCAGCUGAUGAUGAUGGUGAAGGAGAAGAUGAUCACUGUUGAAGAGGCUUUAGCUCGGCUGAAGGAGUAUGAGAGCCACAGCAGACAGUCCAGCAGUACUGACACUGCAGAGUGGACUGACGGAUCCAGUCCCAAUCUUAACCAGUCCUCUAACUGCAACUCUCGGGAGCAGUCUGAUGAUGAGCAGUCGGAGGACUCUUUGAAGUUCAAACGGCUCCACAAGCUGGUCAACUCUACCCGCCGAGUCAGGAAGAAACUCAUCAAGGUGGAAGAGGGGAAGAAAGCCGUCUCCGAAGAUUCUUUGAGACUGGAGGUGUCUUCUACCUGUGAGGACAACACAGCCCUGUACACAGGGGUCCUGAAGAAGUCCAGCCUGCCCCAGGAUGCCUCCCUGUCCUCCCUGACCCAGGACCAGCUAUCUCUGGACGGGGACACAGACAGCCUGACCACCUCUCCUUCCUCCAGCAGCCUGGACACCACCUGGUCUGGACACAAGCUGGUCAAGACCUUCUCUAAGUCCAGCAGCACCCACGGCCUCAUCCGGCCCCCCAGGAGAGUCCCUGCUGGGUCUGGGGGUCUGGGGACCGUGGGGGUGGGAGGUAGUGGAUCCUCCUUCUCGGAGCUGGAUGGCUGUGGAGCAGAGGAUGAAGAGAAGGUGUCGUGCUCCAUGACGGAGGGCGAGAUGCGGAAAGCUCUGACCUCUCUCUCCCACGGGGUAAGUAACAACACACUCUAUGGCUUCUACGGCCUCACCCGGCCACGCCCCAACCCACACCCCCAGCCCCACCUCCUCGUUGCCCUCGACGACGUCUCCCAGAGUAGCCCCAAACCUGCCCGUCACCAUGCCAACUGGCUCAGGAAGCCCGACCCCAAUUACGCCUACUCCACCAAACACCUGCUCUACCAGCGCUCCCGGAACUAUGCUAAACCACCUGGGGUGCCCUCCUCCUGCCCCUCCCCCUUGGCCCCUGCCCGCUGUGACCUAGCCAAGGCUAAGGGUGGUACGCUGGGUGGAGGGGGGGGUGGGGGCUGGGCGUUCCCCCCUCGCAGACUCCGCGGCCGGACGGCGGUGAGCGAGCUGAACAUCACAUACGUGGUAGAGCGCAGCCUCUACGGCCACCUCAACUGGGCCCAGCUGGUCCGACCAGUCACCCUCAGCCGCGCAGAGCGCCGCUGCCUAUUGGAGGAGGACAGGGAGGCGGACAGGAAGUGGGCAGCCAGCGUGGACCGCUGCACCAAGCGCGUGCUCUUACGCAUCCAGCAGAAGUCUAGGACGUGUAGUUUCGGAGGGUUUGACCUGUCCAACCGGUCGCUCCAUGUGGUCAGUGCAGGCUCAGAGCCCAAUAGUAAGAAUCCAGAGGCUGUAUACCGGGAGGUAGUCAAGUCUCCCACGACGUCUCGUAUCUCUCUGGGAAAGAAGGUCAAGUCUGUAAAAGAGACCAUGAGGAAACGCAUGUCCAAGAAGUACAGCAGCUCACUGUCUGAACAGUCGAGCCCAGACGGUGCUCCCAGCUCCCCCCAGUCCCCCCAGCCAGACACAGAUUCUCUGGAGAAACCCAAACUGAAGGCUGGAGGAUCAGUGGAGAGCCUCCGGAGCUCCCUCAGCGGACAGAGCUCCAUGAGUGGUCAGACAGUCAGCACCACAGACUCGUCAGCCAGUAACAGAGAGAGUGUGAAGUCUGAGGAUGGAGAUGACGAGGAGCCUCCCUACAGAGGGCCCUUCUGUGGCAGAGCACGAGUGCACACUGACUUCACGCCUAGCCCCUAUGAUUCAGACUCCCUCAAACUAAAGAGAGGGGAUGUGAUUGACAUCAUCAGUAAGCCCCCCAUGGGGACGUGGAUGGGCCUGCUCAACAACAAGGUGGGCACCUUUAAGUUCAUCUACGUGGACGUGCUGAGUGAGGAGGAGGAGAAGCCCAAGAGACCCGUCAGGAGGAGGAGGAAGGGCAGACCUCCCAAACCCACCUCUGUAGAGGAGCUGCUGGAACGCAUCAACCUCAAGGAGCACAUGCCUACCUUCUUGUUUAAUGGCUACGAGGACCUGGACACCUUCAAGCUGCUGGAGGAGGAGGAUCUAGAUGAGCUCAACAUCAGAGACCCUCAACACAGAGCUGUGUUGCUCACCGCUGUGGAGCUACUGCAGGAGUAUGACAGCAGCAGCGACCCGGAGCGUAGCGGCCUGUCAGGCUCUCAGGAGAAGCUGCUGUCAGAGGGCCACAGCCUGGUGGGCGACUCGCCACGUGACUCUGGCUGCUACGAAAGCAAUGAGAACCUGGAUAAUGGCAAGAGCAGGAAGACAUCUCGCUCCAUCCACUCCUCCGCGGGCCUCCAGUCCCCAGACUACCCCACCCUUCCCAUGACCCAGUCCACUGAGGCACUGCAGCAGAGCAAGAUGGAGCGCACAGUCAACUUCACCAAGCACUUCUUCCUCAAGCCCACCUUGAGGGGCUUCAGCAUGCUGGGGCUGAGGAAGGGCCCCCGCCAGACCCCCAUGCCGGCCAGUCUCAGCUGUGAGGACCUGGACGGGCCACCGGAGGCCACCGGCCCCCAGGCCUGGAAGAGAUCUCACUCCCUGGGGGACCUCCACUGGGAACAGGCCUUCGACCAGAAGAAGGACCACAGCCUGGAGGCCAAGCCCGCUAAUGGUGGCUCCAAGUUGGGCACCAGCAGCCCGGUGAAGGGCCUCCAGGCUCAUGGAGAUGGGGGUUCACCACCGGCUCAGAAUUGGGGGAGUGCUGUGAGCCCUAAAUGGCAUUCUGACCUCCCCCAUGUACCUUCCCAGCUGCCCCUCAGACCACCCUGUCCCAUCACCUUGCUCCCCCAGCCCCGGGAGAGCCUGCCCAACCCGAUCUCCAGCCCUCCUGAACCCCAGCUGGGGGAGAGGAGCAUCCGGACUCACCCCAAAAAGCCCCCAGUGCCCCCUCCCGUUCCAAUCAAGAAGUCCAAGGAGCGCCUAGCCAAUGGGAUGCGCCACCCCUCUCUGGUCCUCUCCUCCCCCACUCAUUCCUAUACCUCCACCCCCACCAACUCUCAUCCCCCCAGCCCUGUCAUCAGCAACCCCAGUCCCAGGGCUCCAGCCCUCCCCAGUAAGGCCUCUAGUACCCCUGCCUCCCCCUCUCCAGCCAGCCCUACUCCAGCCUCCCCUGCCUCCACCGCCACUGCCUCUCCAGAGCCAGAGGAACCAGGCACCCCCCCAGCCGUGCCCCCUCCCUGGCUGUCUGACCUGCCCGAGUCGGCCUGCCCUCAGGCUCAGAUCCAGGGGGGUGGUGGCAAGAUGACGGUGGCCAGGAAGGUGUCCCAUGUUAAGAUGGCCGUCGAUCUCCACAAUGUGCUGGAGCAGAGACUGGAGGCCGAGGGCAUUGACCUCACAGAGGAACCCUACUCAGACAAGCAUGGUCGGUGUGGUAUCCCCCAGCCCCUUGUGCAGCGCUACAGUGAAGACCUGGAGCAGCCAGUGAAAGAUGUGGCCCGCGCAAUAGACCAGGUCCGCGUCAAGCAGCUCCGCAAGCAGCACCGCAUGGCUAUCCCGUUUGGAGGUUUAACAGAGAUGUGCAGGAAGCCUCUCUCCCCGGGUCACGUGAGCACCGUCUCUGAUUGGCUGGUGUCCAUCGGCCUGCCCAUGUACGCCACGCCCCUGGAGAAGGCAGGAUAUGACACGUUGGGGCAUGUGUCAUCUCUCACGGAGAGCGGCGUGUGGGAGGCGGGGGUGCGGGACGAGAGGCAUGCCCGUAGACUGGUCAGCGAAGCCCGAUUGGUCAGCGCACCCAGAGACGCACAGUCGUAACUGUGACAGUGGAACCAAUGCAGGUGAAACUAGGACAGUUGAACGGCUAUGUCAUGGCUGUCUGCUCAGUUGACAAAGUUGAGACUGAAGCACAGUUGCAAAUAAAUGCAGAACGGAAUAACUGUGCAAGUGACCACGGCACAGCUUUCAACACCUAUUGAGGAUUUUGACUGGACGGGUUGUAGUUGCAGCCCAGUCCAAACCUGAGACUUAGGAGCAGAAAACCUGUUCUUAUUCCCCCAUGUCUUUAUCGAUCUAUUUCUCUUUCUAUUCCUCUCUUUCAGAUGUUUACGGUGAGACUGUUCAGACUGCCGUGAACAGUUAUCAGAUGCCUUUAAAACUGACUGUAGACUCUCUCUCUCUCUGAGUGGGACUGUUUCCAUUCUGAAACAUCCUCCCCAGUCUUAUAACACAAGACUGAGACGUACUGCCUUUAAGGAAAAUAGCACACUUUUUUUUUUUAGGUUUGACUUUUUAUAAAGGUAUAAAAGACUGUUUAUCAAUGUUUUGACCUGUGUUUAAUAAGUGCUUAAUUUUAAUCUCUUGUGCGAGACAAAAGCACUGGAGCGUAAUAAGAAUAUGUAGCUUGGCCAAAGCAAUUUCUUUCAAUGUGCGUUUCACCUUUGUUGUUAAUCCCAUUGCCAAAUGCUAUAGCAAGACUUUGGAGAAUGGGUUUUCUUGCAGUUAAUCAACUAAAACAUAACACAAAACAUGAAAUAAGUAAACAAUGCUGUUGUAUUGGGAUUUAAAAUCCUUAUUUUCUAUCAUACUAUAGUGUUUUUGUAAUAUACCGUACCAUAUAUUCUAAUUUCAAGGUGUUUUUACAGUAUGUGUUCAAUAAGUAUUUGUUUGUCUGCUUUGUGGAAUGUCAAGGUCUGAAAUGUCUUCAGGCCAUCUCAGUUAAUGUAAGAGACAGUCAGACAGAUGUCGACAUCAGUUUAUAGGUCAGAUUAUAUUGCAGACUUCAAAACAUAUCUUGGUUGCAUGUAAUCCUCCAAUAUGUAGGUCCUUACAGCAAGGCUCUCUACACAGUACCGCUCUAAUAAUCUUCCAUGGGAGAUCAGCUUUUCUUUGCAGACAAUAUCUUCUCCAUAUAUCUAAACAAGCUCAUUUUAAGUUGCCUUACCAUUAUGUAAAGAAAACAGUUAGAUAAAUAUCUAUUCAUGUACUCAGCAUUAUAAAUUGGCAUUUCAACCCCUAUCUACAUUCUCUUUGACUAAGGCUUGAUUGUGUCAAAGCCUCACCAGGCCUAUAUGUUUUGAAUGUGCAAAGGCUUGUAAUGACGGUGAUUGUUAGUAGCAGACACACACACACACACACACACACACACACACACACACGAUUAGCUGCCGGCAGAUGUAUGAGAUCAAAGUGAUAAUUCUGUAUGUACACACACACAUUAGCAGCCACAUAGCUCAAUAGGUGUUUUUCUUGUUAAGCACAGAUGUUAAUCCACAGGAAGUCUGAUUUAAACAGUGUCCCAUGUUCAACAGCCAGCCACAGCACCACGUUCUAAGAGAGAGACACAGUCAGGGAGGACAGAUGAGAAUGGGAGAUGGUCACCUCACCUCUGUAGGAAUCUACUGAAUCCCCAUUCACUGAAAAAGCAGACCAGACCUGUGAGUCCCUUGUAGUGGAUUCCUAGUCCAAGCUUGGUGUGAGUGGAUCCACCCACGUAAUGUCAUUCUAGUUGUGUGAAGUACUUCAUAUUGCAAUCAAUUAUCCCUAGCUCUCGGGUUUAAAAAAAUAUAAGUUUGACACAGUGGUGUAACAUAGGUGGAUGCUUUUGCAGUGGACACUCGAUAGAAGUUUGAUGCCUUUUCUCUUCAAUCAUAGUGGUGCUUCAGGUUUGUACUGGUAGGGGGAGUUUUUCAAGAAACAAAAAUACCUAACAUUGAAGAUGUUUUUUGUAAAGAAAAAAUAUUGUCACUGUAAAAUGCACUUUAGAAAGUAAAUUAUAAAAUACACGCAAAAUUAGUAAAGUUGUCAUUAAGUCCAUAAGCGGAAUUUGUUUUCAGGUAAGGUAAAGGGUUUGAAUGGGUUAUACUGGUAUAUAGUUUUCUUAGUAUUGAGUUCCCAAUGCCAAGUCAAUGUACAAAUGUAAUUAAUAAUCAUUCAUGAAUUAACCUGUUCCAAUGACUUAACUUCCAAUUUGUUUUUGCAGUCUUACAAAAAAUCGUAAUUACAUAAAUGAAAUGAUUAACAAGAGUUGCACAUUCUUUAUAUGUAAUUUGGUAUUUAAAUAACUUAUUUUUGGGGCUUUUCAUAUCAACUGUAAUAAUUAGCUGUACUAUACAAAUAGCAAUACCUUCCUGCAUAUUGCUUUAGUUAGUGAAAAGCUACAGUGUGUAUUGUAAAAUAUAAGUGUACAAAUGAUUUUAUUUGGUUUCAACUAGCUAAUGAUUGUCUAUAAAGAUUUGCUUGUGUAUUGAAACAAAAAAAGUGUCAAACUAUUUGUCAUUCUGAAAUAUAAUAAAAACUCUUUCUUGCCA